Ceraceosorus guamensis is the source of this 1974-nucleotide messenger RNA. Its product is annotated as amino acid transporter. The coding region runs from base 170 to 1840 and encodes 556 amino acids. Lineage: Eukaryota; Fungi; Basidiomycota; Exobasidiomycetes; Ceraceosorales; Ceraceosoraceae. The record is from RefSeq and is a predicted model, not a curated record. The transcript has 4 exons. Gene Ontology annotation, molecular function: amino acid transmembrane transporter activity. Gene Ontology annotation, cellular component: membrane. Gene Ontology annotation, biological process: amino acid transmembrane transport.
GACUUGGAAGGCCAAAGUGCAUCCAUCUGACAGCCGGACCACCAUCCAUUCGUCCUAUCCACCCAGCCUCUGACUUAACUCAGUUGGCUCUUCCUCUCCUUUCGGAAUCUCCUCUUCUCUUCUAAGACUGGAACCCUAGAGCCACUUGCGCGCAAGAUCCUUCGUCACGAUGGCUGAUGCGGUCACUCGUGCUGAGUCGGUGGCGUCCAAGCCAUCCGAGGAAAAGGUUCCGUACGACGUCUCUGUCAAAGAAAGCGUCUCAGAUCGCGAUGCUGCUGCUGCUCAAUCCGAGGAAAAUGGCGACUUGCAUCGGGCCCUCAAGCCGAGGCAGGUCUCCAUGAUUGCCAUCGGCGGUGCGAUUGGCACUGGUCUCAUCAUCGGCACUGGUUCUGCCUUGGGUCAAGGUGGUCCCGCUGGUGUCCUCAUCGGAUACGUCGUCAUGGGCUUGUGCUGCUUCGCCACGCUUUGCGCUCUCGCGGAGAUGAGCGCAUACAUUCCUCACAAGCGAGGAUUUCCUGGUCAUGCCACACGCUUCGUCAGCCCCGAAUUUGGAUUUGCAACUGGAUACAACUACCUCUUCAAGUACCUGAUCAUCUUCCCCACCCAGCUUAGCGCCGCCGCCCUCCUGAUCACGUUCUGGACACCGCUCAAUCCCGCAGUCAUCAUCAGCGUCUACCUAGUCGUAUGCGUAUUCCUCAACUAUGCAGGCGUAGCUUGGUUUGGCGAGAUAGAAUUCUGGCUUUCGUUCAUCAAGAUCAUCGUUUUGACGGGAUUGAUUCUCCUCGCGCUCAUCCUCGAUCUUGGAGGUGGUCCAACUGGAGACUUCAUUGGCGGCCGCAACUGGAGAGAUGGAAGAGCAUUCCGCGAAUACAAGGCGGAGGGUGCUCUGGGUCGCUUCCUCGGCGUUUGGAGCUGCAUGACUACCGGUCUCUUCGCCUUCAUGGGCAGCGAGCUGAUUGGUGUCUGCGUCGGUGAGACAGCCAACCCCAGGAAAGCUCUGCCUUCGGCGAUCAAGAAGACUUUCUAUCGUAUCCUCUUCUUCUACUGGAUCGGCACGACGAUGAUCGGUCUCAUCGUCCCUUCCGACGACCCCAGACUCCUCGGCAAAGGUGUUACGAAGGGCACAGCAGCAGCCAGUCCAUUCGUCAUUGCAGUUGUCGACGCCCAAAUCAAGGCGCUGCCAAGCCUUGUGAAUGCGUGCUUGCUUAUCUUUGUCCUCUCGGCCUGCAACUCCGAUCUGUACAUCGCUGCUAGGACCCUCUACGCCAUUGCCGAGGACGGCAAUGCGCCCCGCAUCUUCCUGAAGUGCAACAAGCGUGGAGUGCCUUACAUGGCCCUUGGCUUCUCCUCGAUCAUCGGUGCUAUCGCUUACAUGAGUGUGAACACCGGUGGAAACACUGCAUUCGGGUACCUCAAGGACACCGUCACAAUUUGCGGCGGUGUCGCGUGGUGCAACAUCCUCUACUCUCACAUCGCUUUCAUGAGAGGCCUCAAGGCUCAAGGCAUUUCUCGAGACAUUUUGCCCUACCGAGCGCCAUUUGCGCCAUACACAUCUUGGGCCGCUCUCAUCUGGGUCUCCAUCGUGCUCUUCUUCAAGGGCUUUGCAGCAUUCAUCGGCAAGUUCGAGUACAAGACUUUCAUCACCCACUACAUCGCUUUGCCGUUCUUCUUUGUCCUCUGGUUCGGCUACAAGUUCGUCUGUAAGACCAAGGUGGUCAAGCCUCAACAGAUUGACUUUGCAGCUGCGCAAUCGUACGAUCACCUCGACGAGAAGGAGGACGAGGAGAUUGGCAAUCUGACCAUGAAACAGAAGACGAUCAAGUUCUUCAAGGAGUGGUAGAGUGUUCAGCUCAGGCCUACAGCAUUGCAAGCAUUGCCCUUGCCCGACUGUCCCUGCUGCUGUUCAAAGUUUCUUGUCAUCACGAAUGUUUCCAAAACCCACCUGUUUGUAUUUCACGUCACGACGAGAUAUUG